Molecule: messenger RNA, 885 nt
Organism: Anthostomella pinea
Lineage: Eukaryota; Fungi; Ascomycota; Sordariomycetes; Xylariales; Xylariaceae
Source: the annotation of a GenBank genome assembly
AUGCCUCGGAUAUCCAAGACGGCUUCAGAGCCGACGCUCUACGAGAUCCUCUCACUCACGCCCAAGCACCUCGAGGGCCAAGCAGCCUCGGCACAGCAGCGGGUCGUGAAACAGGCAUAUCACAAGGCGCUGCUGAAAUACCACCCGGACAAGAACAACAACGCCGCCAGCUCCGGAUCCGGAUCAGAUUCACCCUCCAAGCCCCAGCCCAAAUCCAAAUCCAAAUCCAAAUCCACCACCACCAAAACCUCCUCAUCCUCUACCCCAAACUCAAAUUCAGACUCCUCCCCCAUCACCUACACAGUAGACCAGAUCCAGCACGCCUACACCAUCCUGUCCGACAGCAAGACGCGCAGCGAGUACACGCGGUCCCUGCAGACGUCCCAAAAAUCCAUCAGCACGCGGCACCGCGUAUCAACACAAUUCCACACGGGCGUCGAGACCGUCGACCUGGACGACGUGGGCUUCGACGAGCGCAGGGGCGUCUACUUCCGGUCCUGCCGCUGCGGCAACGCGCGCGGCUACGCCUUCACCGAGGACAACCUCGAGGAGGUCGAGGACGACGGCGUGCUCAUGGUCGAGUGCCUCGACUGCAGUCUCUGGCUCCGGGUGCUGUUUACUGCUGCUGCUCCUGAUGAUGAUGACGAGGAAGAGGAUCAGGGGAAUGUGACUGCGACUCGGCAUAGCGGCAAGGCCAAAGAGGCCCGGAUGCAGCAGCAGCAGCCACCGCAGCAGAUGCAACAGCAAAGAAACGACGUCACCUCAGAGAGGCGCGGCAGCGGCGCCGUCAAAAAGAAGGGCAGGGGCUGGAAUUUCAACUUCAGCUUCGGCUGGGGGCUCUCGGUUGGGGGUUCGGCAUCAGCGAGCGGCGGGAGUGGGAACUAG